AUGGGAAAUAAGCCCUCAGCUUUCUGGAAAUCCCUCUGCCUGACCAGCCUUUCUGGCUUCUUCCCCAGGGUUAUCAAUGCUGGGAAGAGCACACACAAUGAAGACCAAGCCAGCUGUGAGGUGCUUACCGUGAAGAAGAAAGCAGGGGCCAUUACCUCAACCCCAAAUAGGAACUCAUCCAAGAGACGGUCCUCCCUUCCCAAUGGGGAAGGGCUGCAGCUAAAGGAGAACUCGGAAUCCGAGGGCAUCUCCUGCCAUUACUGGUCGCUGUUUGACGGUCACGCAGGGUCCGGGGCCGCGGUGGUGGCAUCGCGCCUGCUGCAGCACCACAUCACGGAGCAGCUGCAGGACAUCGUGGACAUCCUGAAGAACUCUGCCGUCCUGCCCCCGACCUGCCUGGGGGAGGAGCCCGAGAACACGCCCGCCAACAGCCGGACUCUGACCCGGGCGGCCUCGCUGCGCGGGGGCGUGGGGGCCCCCGGCUCCCCCAGCACCCCACCCACGCGCUUCUUCACCGAGAAGAAGAUUCCGCACGAGUGCCUGGUCAUCGGGGCUCUCGAAAGCGCGUUCAAGGAAAUGGACCUACAGAUAGAACGAGAGAGGAGUUCAUAUAAUAUAUCUGGUGGCUGCACGGCCCUCAUUGUGGUUUGCCUUUUGGGGAAGUUGUAUGUGGCCAAUGCUGGGGAUAGCAGGGCCAUAAUCAUCAGAAAUGGAGAAAUUAUUCCCAUGUCUUCGGAAUUCACCCCCGAGACUGAGCGCCAGCGACUUCAGUACCUGGCAUUCAUGCAGCCUCACUUGCUGGGAAAUGAGUUCACACAUUUGGAGUUUCCGAGGAGAGUACAGAGAAAGGAACUUGGGAAGAAGAUGCUCUACAGGGACUUUAAUAUGACAGGCUGGGCAUACAAAACCAUUGAGGAGGAUGACUUGAAGUUUCCCCUUAUAUAUGGAGAAGGCAAGAAGGCCCGAGUAAUGGCAACUAUUGGAGUGACCAGGGGACUUGGGGACCAUGACCUGAAGGUGCAUGACUCCAACAUCUACAUAAAACCAUUCCUGUCUUCAGCUCCGGAGGUAAGAGUCUACGAGCUCUCCAGAUAUGAUCAUGGAACAGAUGAUGUGCUGAUCUUGGCCACUGAUGGACUCUGGGAUGUUUUAUCAAAUGAAGAAGUAGCAGAAGCAAUCACUCAAUUUCUUCCUAACUGUGAUCCAGAUGACCCUCACAGGUACACACUGGCAGCUCAGGACCUGGUGAUGCGUGCUCGGGGAGUCCUGAAGGACAGAGGAUGGCGGAUAUCUAAUGAUCGGCUGGGCUCAGGAGACGACAUUUCUGUAUAUGUCAUUCCUUUAAUACAUGGAAAUAAACUGUCAUGAAAUUGCCCCGGGGGGUUGGGAGGACAAAGGGGAAGAAAACUGGGAUGCCUCUUGGCUGGGUGGAACUGGGAAGUGCCUGGCUGAGUUCCAAGUGAUGCAGUCUUCCCAGCCCAGGUGGGGAGUUUUCUGCCAAAAGGCCUCUGGCUGUGCUUCAGAUGACCGUUAGGUUUCCAUUUCUUCUUUAGUAACAGGUCUGACACUUAACAAGAACAAAACACAAAGGCUGCUACUGAGUGUUGUAUUUCUCUUGGUUCUUUUUAUAGGGAAGCCUAGGUGGCCAUGGUCUAUUUUGGGCACGUACUUCAUAUUUAUUUUAUCUAGAGUAGCUAGGGCAGCCUCUUUCAGGUAUAACUGGCAGGAGACUCUUCAGCCUGUCAAGCUGCCAACUUCUUUCUCUACGGGUUAAAAGUGCUGCAUUGGAAAGUUGAGGAUCAUGCCUCGGAGGGCGUGGGCACCCACCUUCUAGGAAGCCUGAGAUUUAUUUCAGGGAUUGUUGCCUACCAUUCCCUUUCUCCCUCCCUCUUUCUCUUUAUUCUUUUGUGGUGAUGGCGGGGUGAGGCAGGGAUAUUUUUCUUUUUCGACAUUCCUUGAGUCUUAACUUUUUCCCUCCCAUAGAACAGGACUGGGACUUGUCAACUCCUUGCUGAGGAAUUUCUGUGUCAAAGUCCAACCCACAUGGGGUGUCCUCAUGGUUUCCAGACCACACCACCCAGGUAGCCAUCUAGAGUAGUGCCUUGCGUGACAGAGUGUGUCCUUGUUGUGUAACAUUUGUUCCCGAGUUGCAUUUUCUCACCAAAUCAGCGUAUUUUCGUGAUAAUAUGGGUUUUUCAUUGGCCACAGUUCCUGUCGCCCUUGCGUGGCUUGAGGUUUCUCUGUGAGUCUAGGUUUUCACUUCUGGGAUGGUUGGUCCUCUCUCAUGUGGGGUGUCAGGGAGACACAUAAAGCAGUGUUUGCUGGAGCAGUUUAGGAAAUUCCUUGUAUCAGUUGGUUCACUGCACCUCUUUGGAGGACCAUUUUGGCUCCAGGUUUCAUGGGUUGUGGCUGUCCCUAGGCCCACUCCACACACAGUGUGUCAGAGUUCUGUCAAGGGGCACUUCUCUCCCUGUCAUCUUCGUGCAAGGCCCACUCAGGAUGGCCCUUUAAUAAAAGUGAAUUUGAACUGGGUUGGCUGGUUAUUCUCAUGCUGUGCUCCCUGUCCCUUCUCCAGAGAAUCAUGUCCUGGCUACCCAGGAACUGACCCCUCGUCCCACUCUAGUUCCACCUCUGCGUGUUCCUCACAAGAGCAGCAACAGUUGACACCGAACGGACAGACACCAUUUCUACCUGCUGCUUCUCUGCCAGGGGGAAUAGCAGAGUAGAUUUUAAAAAUCACUUCUGUCUCUCAGGCAGACUGCUGCUCUGCACUGGGGAACCUUGUAGAACAACAUCUAAUUGCCUCGUCGUCUUCCCGCUGAGCUGCUGGGGUGUCAUCACCAUUUUGACAACUUCGUGUAAUUAAAACACUCUUUGGACCCAAUAAACAAAAAAGUCAUUGGUGUGAUCCCCAGAAGUCCUGAAGAGCCAAUUCCAGUUCUCAUGGUUGUUUGAAUUCCUUCCCCAGAGGAGAGGAGAGGAACGUUUCCUCCAGGGUCAUAAAUCGCCUGCACUCCUGGAGUUGUAGAUAUUUUCUCAGGAAGGCCCGGAGCCUUCCUGCUCAGGAAGGAAUUCAUUCCACAGUGUGGCAACAGUGCCCUGUCAGGCAGGUGAAGGACGGUGGCAGUUCACCCCACCAGGUGUUUGCCGAAAUGUCGUCUGGGAGGAACUGGACUACCCCCUUGUCAGGACUCGCCUUCGUCUGAGAGCGUUUCCUCUUCCUCUGGUAAAUCCUAGUUACCCCGAAUGUCUCUGUGGGGAGAAGUUUGUGGUAAACCAUUUGCUUCCCUGGCAGAAUAUGAUGCUAUGGGGAAACAUUCAGGCAGCCUGCGGCAGUGCGGUCCGCUUCCUGCUCCUGCCCCGACUCACAGUCAUGUAUAAAUUGCAAACAUGAGAGAGUCUUCCGUGGAGGACCCUGAGCUGCCUUCUUGAGGAUCUUUCCUGUGUUCCCGUUGCCUUUCAUUUCUUUGCUUUCCUCGACCUCUGUCUGGGUCCUACCUUGAGCUUCUCUGGUGUUAUUCAUGCCAUCAGAGUCAAUGUGGGUGUAGCUAUCAUGUAGAUGUAUUCAAUUCAACCAUUCAUUUACCGCCGAGGCAUGGCUCAGGAAAAACCCUGGAAACCCUUUAUCUAAACUAUCCUAAAAUCUUGAGCAUUUGAUGCUGCUGAUUUUAGUUAGAAAGGUACCCAGGAAUUCCUUUCAUAAGCCCCUUUGGGUGGAAAGAUCUUAGUAGCAAGCAAAUCCAUGUUUGUGUUUGGGGGAUGGGAAGAAGACUACAAAUGAGGUGAAUAAAUGAAAAGUGGAAAGCAGGAUUUAUUAACUCCCAUGACGGAUCUGCCCAGUCGUGGUGUUGCUCUGUGAAUGGAGCUUACUCAGUUUUGGCUUUAUUUUUCACCCAGGCCCUGAGUCACCCCAUCCUGGAAUAUAAUUGUGUCUAUACAACAGGCUGGUCCUUGGAGCAUUCCUGGAAAGGUCAAAAGACAGCACACUCAAAAUUGUGCACAACAUGUUAAAACGUGGUUCUGAAAUCCUGUGUAUCUGACUUAUAGCCAAAUCUGCUUGCCCUAAUACCUCAGAGGAAGUCUUGUUUAAUGAAAAGCUUUUGAUUUCCUAGGCAAGGCUUUAUGGUGGGGGGAUGGGGGGCACACGGAGAGUGGUGGUCACUUCCUUUAAUGAAAAUCUGCUUAAGCUCUAAAUCUCUUUGUUGGGCUGGCCUCUGCUCUUCAGACUGUUUGUUGAAGUCUUUUUCUUAAAGGGAAUGAACUCAAAGUCCAGCCACACUCUGCAUGUGUUGCUAGAGGACAACCCAAGCUUUGUUCUUGUGACACCUGAAAUCAGAGCAGUGUCAGCAGUCAGGGAGGCAGAGGUGUGUCUGCUGUGGUUGUGCGUACCUGAGUGUUGCUCUUGAGGUAGGAGGGGAGGUGGAAAAGGGGCUAAGCCAAGUACUCAGCUGUCUAAUAGGACAAAGCCUUUACAAGUGGGAAUCUCAGUUAUUUUCCAUAAUAUUGAGCUUGGAAGGAUUUGGGGUGUGUAGUUUUUGAAUUCCCAGCAACUCACUUCUCUGGGGCUUUGUGCAGGCAGUUGUGCCCACCCUCUUUUUACUCUUCCCUCUAAGUAUUUAUUUACUUCUUGGGAAGAAUUGCAGCCAUAGGUAGAUAUUAGUAGAUAACGAGAGUCCCAGUACCCCGAUUUGGCCUCAGUUCUUGGCCAUUCAAACAGGAUUUUCAGUUUACCAAGAGCAUUAGCAUGGAAACACUUAGAAUAAAUCUCCCACAUCUUUAAAAUUCUGAUUCUCCCCUCCAUAGCUCCUUUCUCACCUCCUUCCUUAUCUGCUGAUCAACUUUAUUUAUUUAUAAGGCCUCAAGUGGUCAGUGGUUUCCUUCCCACCAGUUGGAGGAUCUGACCUUUCCUUAAGUGACCCAGCAGCUCCACUGUUUUCAGAGUGAAUGUGUUAAGCUGUGAUUAGAAUCUAUUUUCAGAAGUUAGUGCUUCUGGGACACUUGGAGAAAGCUGUGAGAAUCACUGCCUAAAUGACAAUUGUCUAAUUGCAAAGAACAAUCAGGCUGAUCCUAAAAGUUAUCUAAGAAAAUGGUAAAACAGUCUCUGGCCACAGGACAGAAUUUUAUGUUAGGAACUUGGAUUUUUGAGGGCUUACAAAGAAAUGCUGCAGCCUGCACACCACAGCCCACCUUUCUGAGCAACUGUGGUUUUGUGUGGGUGAUGUGGCAUAUGUGUGUACACUGGGAUUUUUCAAGGACACUACAUGAGCAGCUUGACUUGCCUCUUUGUCAGAUUCGAGUGCCAGUCUAGGGAGUACUGCUCUUUCUAAUCCACAGUGUUACCUGUGUAAAUAGUUUUAAUUUUUCCUCUGUGUCUUAGAUGAAGUUUUGUUCGUGUAGCAACCAGGUAGACAGUGACCAAAUAAGGCUGUAAACGUGCUGUUGUUUUCUACGGUGAUGUACUUGAGGAAGGAGAAUCUCGUGCCCACCACUCUUCUGAUCUCCCACGAGUAUUUUGUGUUUGUUUGGGGGGUCCCAACGUUACUCUUUACUCCUGUUUUGCCACCAAUUUUCUGUUUCUUGUGGAGACCCGGGGAGGUCCAUGGCAGAGGUGAUUUGUAAGGAAUGUGUCAUGGUCUGGGUUCCCAAAACUACCCUCUGUACAAUGAAUGAGAGGAAUCUGCCUGGAAAUGGUUUCAGAACCAUGUACCUUUAUGCUUUGUGAUUGUGAAACAAUGACUUUUGUAACCCCUAAAUGAAAACUGUUUAGCAAAGGGGAUCUAUUUUGUGUGUUCUGAAAUUUAGGUGCAAUGUCCCCUCGAAAAAGCUAAAGAAAUGUAUAUGCUCAAUGACAUUUUAAAAUAAAAUAUAUAUAUGUAUAUAGGACAUCUUUAGAAAAA
Molecule: messenger RNA, 5897 nt
Organism: Galeopterus variegatus (Sunda flying lemur)
Lineage: Eukaryota; Metazoa; Chordata; Mammalia; Dermoptera; Cynocephalidae
Gene: PPM1H
Product: protein phosphatase, Mg2+/Mn2+ dependent, 1H
Exons: 9
Coding region: 1-1368 (455 amino acids)
Biological process (GO): protein dephosphorylation
Molecular function (GO): protein serine/threonine phosphatase activity
Source: RefSeq, a predicted model, not a curated record